Messenger RNA from Oryza sativa Japonica Group (Japanese rice), 2116 nucleotides. Its product is annotated as protein SCO1 homolog 1, mitochondrial. Lineage: Eukaryota; Viridiplantae; Streptophyta; Magnoliopsida; Poales; Poaceae. The record is from RefSeq and is a predicted model, not a curated record. Gene Ontology annotation, biological process: mitochondrial respiratory chain complex IV assembly.
UUCUCGGCCUUUUGGCUAAGAUCAAGUGUAGUAUCUGUUCUUAUCAGUUUAAUAUCUGAUAUGUGGGCCAUGUGUCCACUUCGAUAUUAAAUUUAUUUUUUGUGGGGGAGGGUCCACCACAGUGGCUUGCCACUUGGGCCCUCGCGUGUCGCCCAGGCGUUGCACUACAGCCUGGGCCUGGCGCACCCCAACCAAAUCAAAUUUAAAUAUUCUAUCGUUCCAUACAAAUUCAGUCUGAAUUCAUAAAAGAAAUCAACAUUAGAACGACCUCUAAAAUUAAAAAACAAUAUUAUAGCUGUUACUAAAAUAAAUGGAACAAAAUUUUAAAUAUUUGGUGGUUAGGAAUUAGUUUCAGCUACUUUACCAAAUUGAACAGAAUUUUUCUUCUGAUGUGGUAUUACUCGUUGUUAUUAAAAAUAAAAUGGAAUUUCAACUAGUAAAUUUUCUGAUGUGGUAGUACUCGUUGUUAUUAAAAAUAUAAAAUGGAAUUUCAACUAAUAAAUUUGGUAGUUUGGAAGUUAAUUAUGCUACUUUACCAAUUUUAACAGAAAUUUUCUCCUGGUGUGCUAUUACUGUUUUGCCCUUGCAAUGGGAGAAAUUUGAGAGGAAUAUGCCGGCGACCACCAUCUUGCGUCGGAAGCAAAGAGAGGUAAAACCUCUCGACCCGUCUCCCCCAAAAACCCACGGGCGCCGCCGCUCCUCCGAGGCGGAGCCAAACGCUCGCUCGCUCGCCUUGCUGCGCACUAGCUGACCAAUCCCGUCUCCUUCUCCGAUCCGGCGCGCCGCCGCCGCCGCCGCCGCUUUGAGGUGACAACGAUGAGGCGCGCCCCGCGUCUCCACGCGCUCCCCUCCCGCGCGCUCGCGUUCGGCGGCCUCCCCCCUCCACCGCUGCCCCGCGCGCAGCUUCAGGGGAUCACUGAGCCGGGUGCCGCAUCUCGGCUCGGGGCCGCGUUCCUAGCCCGCGCGCUCGCCACCACCGGCCUUCCUGCUCCGCGGCGUCCUCGCGCGCUGCAGGUUCAGCGGAUCACUGAGCCGGGGGCUGCAUCUCGGUUCGGGGCUGCGUUCCUGGCGCGCGGGGGCUUCUCCACCGAUGCCUCGGCCGCGGCGCAGGACAGCGCGAAGCCUGCCGCGGCGACCGGCGGGGAAGGGGGUGAUGGGAAGUCAGGGAAAUCUGAGCAAGGGGACGCUGGAAAAUCAGUGCGAGGAGGGCCGGUGUCGUGGUUGAGCUUUCUCCUGCUUCUCGUGACUGGAGGAGGGAUAAUUGUGUACUACGACAAGGAAAAAAAGCGUCACAUUGAAGAAUUGAAGAAUAGAACAAGUGCUGUCAAGCAAGAACCAUCAGUAGGCACUGCAGCCAUCGGUGGUCCAUUCAAUCUUUUGAACCAUGAUGGGAAACCUGUCACGCAAAAGGAUUUCUUUGGCAAGUGGACUCUGCUAUAUUUUGGCUUCACACACUGCCCUGACAUUUGUCCAGAUGAACUUCAAAAGAUGGCUUUGGCAAUUGAUAAAAUAAAGGAAAAGGCAAAAAUGGAAGUUGUGCCAGUUUUCAUCACAGUUGAUCCUGAGAGAGAUACUGUAGAGCAAGUUCGUGACUAUGUUAAUGAGUUUCAUCCAAAUCUAAUAGGACUAACUGGCACAACUGAUGAGAUAAGAAAGGUUGCUCGUGCUUAUCGAGUUUACUAUAUGAAGACAGAGGAGGAGGGUUCUGAUUAUCUCGUUGAUCACUCAAUUGUCAUGUACUUGAUGAAUCCAAAGAUGGAGUUUGUUAAAUUUUACGGCAAGAACUACGAUGCAGAUUCUCUUGCUGAUGGCAUCAUCAAAGAACUUAAAGGGCACCAAUAAAGAUAGCUGACCCACAAUUAAUCUGGCAAACUAUUUUCCGAAUCUCUCCAAAAGAUUUCAUCUAUGUACACAAUUGCAAACAAUGGGUGGCGCUCAAGGUCAACCCGUAGUUCGUAGCUGUUUUUUCUGCUCAUAUCAUUCAUAAAAAUUAGGAUAUUCAAAUUUUGAGGCCUUCGACCUCAUCAGAUUUUGGUGAACCAUGUUAAACUUUGAGGCAAAAACUCUACACAUUUCAUAAAUAAUACUCCAUAUAUCAGAACUCAAUUAUGCAGCA